AUGACAGAUUGUUGCAAGGAAGAGAAGUAUGGUAAGGGCCUAUUUGUUGACUCGGGGGAAGCCUUAGAUGAGCAAGGCGAUGGAGAAGAACAAGAGGCAAUUUAUGACCGCGACGGAGAGGUUGAUGAGGAGUUUGUCAAUGGGGAUCAUGGUCCUCUCUUGAUGGUUAGGAGGGUGUGCUUUACACGCCAGAAAGCGGAAGGUGAGGAUGAGCAGCGCCACAAUCUUUUUCACUCGACAUGCACUAUUGGGGCAAGUUUGGAGUGGAUCAAAAAGGGCAUCGAGGUAAUAGUAUCUAAGCGUUUCCUCGUAUCUUUUUCAAUUGGGUCCAAAUACAAGGAUAAGGCAUGGUGUGAUGUGGUGGCCAUGGAUGCAUGCCACUUGUUGUUAGGGAGACCGUGGCAAUAUGACUGGAGUGCUCACCAUGAUGGAAGAAAGAACACAUAUAGCUUCAUGGUAGACAACGUGAAACUGACACUCCUACCAAGCUUGGGGGACGGACCUAAACCCGCAAAGGGGGCAGGCCACUCUCAAUCCCUCUUGACAAAGCGGGAAUUUAUCACCGAGAUGUUGGCAUCGAAGGUUGUGUAUGUGUUGUUGGGCAAGGAGGACGACACCUUGGAAGCGGUGCCAGAAGCGGCCAAGGGAUUAGUGGAAGAGUUCGCCGAUGUGUUUCCAGUGGAGUUACUCGAAGAGCUUCCCCCUCUUCGUGACAUUCAACAUCAAAUUGACUUAGUGCCCAGUCUACCUAAUCGACCACACUACCACAUGAGCCCCAAAGAACAUGAAGAAUUGAGGCGACAAGUGGAGGGGUUAUUGGCCAAGGGGCAUAUUCGAGAGAGUUUGAGUCCAUGUGCAAUACUAGCUUUGCUCACUCCCAAGAAGGAUGGCACAUAG
Corylus avellana is the source of this 897-nucleotide messenger RNA. RefSeq lists its product as uncharacterized. Lineage: Eukaryota; Viridiplantae; Streptophyta; Magnoliopsida; Fagales; Betulaceae. The record is from RefSeq and is a predicted model, not a curated record.